Molecule: messenger RNA, 664 nt
Organism: Arachis stenosperma
Lineage: Eukaryota; Viridiplantae; Streptophyta; Magnoliopsida; Fabales; Fabaceae
Product: protein transport protein Sec61 subunit gamma
Exons: 3
Coding region: 158-367 (69 amino acids)
Biological process (GO): post-translational protein targeting to membrane, translocation; protein targeting
Cellular component (GO): membrane; Ssh1 translocon complex
Molecular function (GO): transmembrane protein transporter activity
Source: RefSeq, a predicted model, not a curated record
GUAUCCGGAUGGUUAUUCUGGAUAGUAUAGGUGAUGUUCAUUUUAUUCAUAAAUCAAAGAUUUAGCCCAUUGUACGUUUCGACGCUCGAUCUAGUUCGUGCCUGCUAUUAUCUAUUUUUCAGUCUUCAAUCUGAGUUUCGAAAGCACAAGAGAGAGAAUGGACGCCAUUGAUUCAGUGUUCGAUCCCCUCAGAGAGUUCGCCAAGGACAGCGUAAGGCUCGUCAAGCGUUGCCAUAAACCCGAUCGCAAAGAAUUCUCCAAGGUUGCUGUUCGUACUGCAAUCGGAUUCGUGGUUAUGGGAUUCGUUGGCUUCUUCGUCAAGCUCAUCUUCAUUCCCAUUAACAACAUCAUCGUCGGAUCUGGUUAGAGUUUGUAACAGCCGUUGCACGUCUUUGACAUUGGAAAGAGCGUCAGUGCCGCCAUAACUCAGGUAGAUAGGAAGGCUUUUCAGAAUUCUGGUCAUGUCAUACACCAGAGGAGUCGGCUGUCCAUAACAUCUUGUAUUUUUAUCUAUGUUCAUGUAAUCAAAUGUUGCUAUUGUUCCUUGUCUGAUCACUGUGAUAACAAUAGGAUUAAAACUUAGUUUCAAUUCAUAUGAAGCAAAUUUUAGUUAUAAACAGCUCUUUCUAGCUGAAUUUUCAGAAUCUAAAAUUCCUUUUCGUCA